AAUUUCACACAUGAUGCUAUUUGCAAGCGCGGCAUGCACGUGAGUUGUAAAUCGUGGAUUGGGUGUGCUGAUGAAGUGAUUCUCUCUGAUCUAUUCUACAAUUUUGACUAAUUUUCAGUUUAUUUAAGCAGUCACUGAUUCGUAGAAAGUCUUCUUUACACUUCGAAGGUUGUUGCAGAAAACUCUCUGUCAAGAUGAGUAACAAAGAUGUGAAGUGCUACAGGUGUUCGAACCUUGGCCACUUUGCCAAAGAAUGCCCCAACCCUGAUACUGGCAAAUCCGGGAACUCUGGUGGUGGUGACUGUUACAAGUGUGGAGAAGCUGGCCACUUUGCCCGUGAUUGCCAAAAGUCGUCUAAUUACAAUUCUGGCGGCAACAAUGCUGAUGUGAAGUGCUACCGGUGUGGAGGCUUUGGCCACUAUGCCAGAGACUGCUCGGAACCUGAUACAGGCAAUUCCAGAGGUGGUGGUGGUAGUGAUGGGAAGUGCUACCGGUGUGGAAACUCUGGCCACUACGCCAGAGAAUGCUCGGAACCUGAUACUGGCAACAGCGGAGGUGGUGGUCGUGGUGGCGGCGGUGGUGGUUGGGGUAGUCGCGCUUGCUACUCUUGUGGAGAAACAGGACACAUUUCAAGAGAUUGCCCCACUGGAAGAUCAUCAGGAGGUGGCGGUCGUGGUGGUGGCGGUGGCGGUGGCGGUGUCCGCACUUGCUACAACUGUGGAGAAGCUGGACACAUGUCAAGAGAAUGCCCAAGUGGCGGAUCAUCAGAUGUGACAGACCUGGUUGUACUGUUGGUGUCUCUGAAACAGAUGGCUGAAGACAUCAGACUGCGGGAUACUGCAUUUUUGAAGAACAUCAGAACGAAGAUGUCGUAUCAAGUUAGUGGGAAGAAAGAUUUAUCGUGCUACAACUGCAAAAAGAAGGGGCAUUUUGCUCGGGAUUGCCCAACCAAAGAUGAGGACUCCCAGUCUGGCGGUGGGGGUAGUGGCGGCGGCGGCGGUGGUGGUGGCAGUGGUGGAGGGUACCAGAAGAGCUACAGGAGCUACAACAACCCUCGCAAUAGUCGUUGCUACAGAUGUAACCGUAUUGGACACGUUGUAGCCGAAUGCACCAGCCCUGCUAACAAGUGCUACAACUGUGAUGAAGAAGGGCACAAUGCAAGCGACUGCCCUCACCCAGCUAAACCUCGCAUUGUUGAGUGCUACACUUGUCGCAAGAAGGGCCACAUCAGCCGCGAGUGCCCCGAUAACAAGGAAGAGAAGUUGUGCUACAACUGCGACCAGCCCGGUCAUUUGAAGCGCAACUGCCCGGAUUUGCCCUCUGCGGCCGACGGAGAGGAUGACCGCAAGUGUUACAAUUGCCAGCAGCCUGGUCACCUGUCCGGCCAGUGCCCGGAGAGAACCUGUCAUGUUUGCGAUCAAACCGGUCAUCUUGCUCGUGACUGCCCCCAGGAGGGUGGAGGAGAGAGGCGACCUCGUCGUAGCGCCAACAACGCCGACAAGACCUGUUACAAGUGUAGCCUUGAAGGCCACAUUGCCCGUGACUGCCCGGAGUGAGCAGGCUCAGGUUAGCUUCCUGCGCGCCUCACAGGCAUUUUAUCCAGUUUCAGUCAUCUCAAGGGUUGGCGAAAUGCCUGGUUGAUAACCAGCCAGCAUCAGCAACCUGUGAUGAACUGGUGCGAACCAGUUCCAACUGGUCUGAGGCUGUUUGGUCCGGCCUCGGGCUGUUGAGAGGGCUGGGUGUAGUGUGAGUGUGUGUGAGUAGGAGGUGCCUGUGUUUCUCAUGAGUUUCAUCAAAAAAAAUUAAGUAUUACCUGUAGAUUAAGUGUUUAUAAAAAUAAACAAAAUCGUAACAUAAAUUGACUUCAGAUCUGUCAUCACACAAAAUCCACUGACAUUCAUUUAAACUUCCAUAUAAAAAGAAAAGAAAAUAGCACCAUAAAAUUAUGCAAGCGGUAUAAAAGCAAUAUGACACAUUGUUCACUUCCAACCAAAAAGACAACUAAAAUAUAGGUGAUAAAAAAAAAUGAAAGCUUUUAAGAACACCUGAUGUCGAGAACAGGCACGGUGAGUUGGUAGGGGUUCCUUUCAUGGGAAAGAUGAAAGGGGGGAGCGUUUGUUAGGAAGAAUUUGACCAACAGUUGAAGUAUAUCAACGGUUUGAAAAAGAACCGGAAUAUUUGGAGAAAAUUUAAGAGAAUUUUGGCGUACCAUCGUUGGAACAACAACCUUUUGGGGGAUGGAUGGGUUGUUUUGUCUUGAGACAGAGACGAGGUUAGGGGGUUCAGUGGUGUGGGUGGAUUCUGUAGUUUCUGUAGUUCUUCAUUUGUUUGUUGCGUCUUCUUUAUUAUUUUGAAAAUUGUCUUUGUAGAAAUGAACUUUUCUAUUAUAGCAUGAGAAAAUUGUCCUUGAUUGUUUAGAAGUAGGCUCAACAGAAAAUGUACUACAGAAUAGGUUUUAGAAAAAUUCUGUCGUGAGUGCACUGCAGAGGAGGGUGAAAAAAGUACUUUUAGAUCGAACAGUCGUCAUUGGUUUUUUACAAUGAUAGAAUUAUUUAGGAUCAUUGGAUCGUUAUCUUUUGUGUGUUUUUAUGUUUUUAACAACUACUGUUUGAAUGUUGCUCAAUAUUCAUGCUUGGGGUUGUGAAUUGUUCUGAGUUCUGACCCAAC
Molecule: messenger RNA, 2667 nt
Organism: Asterias rubens (European starfish)
Lineage: Eukaryota; Metazoa; Echinodermata; Asteroidea; Forcipulatida; Asteriidae
Product: DNA-binding protein HEXBP-like
Exons: 15
Coding region: 195-1556 (453 amino acids)
Biological process (GO): positive regulation of cytoplasmic translation
Cellular component (GO): cytoplasm
Molecular function (GO): mRNA binding; zinc ion binding; translation regulator activity
Source: RefSeq, a predicted model, not a curated record